Durusdinium trenchii is the source of this 567-nucleotide messenger RNA. The record is from the annotation of a GenBank genome assembly. NCBI's taxonomy places the organism in Eukaryota, Dinophyceae, Suessiales, Symbiodiniaceae.
AUGGAAGGGUAUCCUUCCGACACAGCGCCUAAAGCGGCGGAUGUGGAACCGGCAAAGGACAUGUUUGGCGACGUGAACGAUGACAAAGAGCUUCAGGAAAUCUACACGCUCCUGACAGAGAACUACGUUGAAGACGAUGUGCCAGAGACGUGCCAACUUUCAGGAAUGCGAGAGAUGAGAAAGGAAGACGUUCCACGUGUGCAUGCUUUGGUUUCGACCUACUUGAAGAAGUUCCAACUUCAUCCAGAACUAUCGCCAGAAGAGGUGGAGCAUUGGAUGAUGCCACGUAAAGAUGUCGUGUACUGCUACGUCCGUGAGAAUGAGAAGGGCGAGAUCAACGAUGUGUGCUCCUUCUAUAAUUUGCCCUCCACCAUCCUAGGCCAUGAGAAGCACAACCAGCUGAGAGCAGCCUACUCAUACUGGAAUGUGGCCACCACAGAUACGUUGAAUGUGCCACUUGCAAUGCAGACCUUGUUUGUGGAGGAUUUCGACGUGUUCAAUGCGCUGGAUGUCAUGGAGAAUGAGAGCUUUCUCAAGGUCCAGGGCAACCAGCUUGCUGUGAUCUGA